GGUCACGGCUCUCGUGCCUUGGGAAGGAGAUCCUCGCCCAGGGCCGCAGGGAUGUUCCACCUGCAGCGAUGCUCCCCGUUUGCGGCAUUGGCAAUAAGUUGUGCUGGCUGCCUGCCAGGGCAGGCUGCUGUUCCAGGCAGCAGGUCUCUGCCUCACAGGCACCGUGCUCGCAAGGGGGAAUGCGGCGUGGGGCUCCCCGAGCCCACGGGCUGGCCUCGCCUCGCCGACACGAUCGCGUGUUUAUGAUUUGGUAGUAUGUGAUGUCAUGAGGGUGUUGGCUUGGAGGAAUUUCACUACUGAGGAAGCAGUUUGAAAUGCAGGCAGAAUCCUCGAGACCUUCGGAUGUGCGCUUGGUUUCUUUUUAGUUAGCUCUGAACGGAGGUACAGAUGGAUACCUAUGUGUGGAUUUUUUUAGUAAGGAAUUAACGUAUGGAAUAUAGAAGAGAUUUAAGUGGAUACAAUACCUGAAGGCAAUGUCGAGCCAGUCUGGAUUUUCAAACUCUCUUCCUCUACCAGGAUAUCCAUUCUACCAGGUGUCAUGCAGCCAUAAUCAGCAGACCACGUCAUUUAGACAUCCUGUGACAGGAAAGGUUUCUCCAGAAAAUAUUGAAUUUAUUUUGCGAGAAGAACAGAAUUCAUCUAUGUCCAACCAACAAAUAAACCAAAGGCCUUCAAGCAUGGUCAGUGAAACAUCCACUGCAGUAACUACGUCUGCUGUUGAUACAAAACCUGGCUCUAAGGUUGUGAAGACUGGAAACAAAGUUCACAGCUUUGGAAAGAGGGAACAAGCAAUCAGGAGGAACCCCAAUGUUCCUGUGAUAGUAAGGGGCUGGCUGCACAAGCAGGAUAGCUCUGGAAUGAGGUUAUGGAAGAGACGAUGGUUUGUGCUUGCUGAUUUUUGUUUGUUUUACUACAAAGACAGCAGAGAAGAGUCUGUUCUGGGGAGCAUCCCUUUGCCUAGUUAUGUAAUAUCUCCAGUUGGACCUGAAGAUCGUAUAAAUCGCAAAUUUUCUUUUAAGGCUGUUCACACAGGUAUGAGGGCAUAUAUUUAUAACAAGAAUUCUGUCAUUGGCUCUCAGGCAGAGCACACAGGGAUGAGGACGUACUACUUCAGUGCUGACACCCAGGAGGAUAUGAAUGCCUGGAUCCGGGCUAUGAACCAGGCUGCUCUCAUGCAGACACGCUCCUCACUGAAGAGGGAAACUGAAAAAGUGGAUCAGCAAGCUGUUCCCCAAGUCAAUCAUGUGGAUGCCUGCAAAGACUGUGUGAAGGCAGAGAUUACAGACACAAAAGAAAGUUAUCAGAAAUCAGCUGAAAUGCUUGGAUACGAUAAGCGUGAAGAGAUAAGAAGAGAAAAGGAGGAGGAGGAGCGUUACAUCCACAGAAAAGAAACUCUGGAAACCAAAAAGGGAAAGGCUAAGCAUGCAUUAACAGAAGCUGAUUCAUUAUUUCCAGACUUAAGGAAUUCAUCCUGGUCCCAAGUAGCUCAGCCUCAGCCAGCUGAGAAGAAUGGAACGCUUCCUAGUUCAUUGAGUAUGAGUGCUGGGCUAGUGGAGCAGAAUGGUACUGGCUCAUAUAAAAGAGGGUUUGUUCCCAGAACAAAUCCAGAUAAGCAGUUUCAAAGGAAAAGUAACAUGGCUCAAGUGGAGCACUGGGUGAAAGUCCAGAAAGGAGAUACAAAAAGCCUCACUUCUGAUCAGACACUUACACGUCAGGGUCCCAAUCCUCCUUUUCCUGAAAACUAUCACACUUUGCCAAAGAAUACCAGGCAGCCUUCAGGGAGCUCACCACCACCAAACCGCAACUUGCCGAGUGACUACAAAUACGCACAGGAUCGUGUCAGCCACUUGAAGAUGUCCCAGGAGGAGAGGAAAGCAAAUAAGGAUGGAACUGUUUGGCAGCUGUACGAGUGGCAGCAGAGACAGCAGUUCAAGCAUGGCAGCCCCACGGCCCCACUUUAUGUAGGUUCCUCAGACUUCAUUGAUCGUGCCAAGUCGAAAAGUUCAUUAGAUGUUCCGCGAUCAAUAUCUGUUCCGCCCUCUCCGUCUGAUAUUCCUCCACCUGGACCUCCAAAAACCUUUCUCCCACGGAGACCACAUACUCCUGCAGAAAGGCUCACGGUUAAACCAUCUGAUGAGAGACAGGCUGUGGAUGUUCCUCUGGCUGGAUCCCCCAGGAAGAUUCGGAAUCGUGCUGUAAAGAGCUCCACUCACCUGGAUCGCCGCUCCAUGCCUGCCAUGGGCUACAUGACGCACACGGUGAGCGCGCCCAGCUUGCACGGCAAGUCGCCUGAAGAGUUAACAUUGCUUCUCAUUCGAUUAAGGAGACAUCAGGCUAAGUUGGCUAGUAUAAGAAAUUACACAAUCGCUCAGUUACUGCAGCACUUGCCAACUAAUUCCACCUAUCAGGCGGAUGACACUUACAUCCAGCUGAAAAAGGAUCUGGAGUAUUUGGAUCUAAAGAUAGAAAAUAAUGGACCUCUGAUCAACAUGAUAUACAAAGUGCUAAAGAACUCAGCACAAGGGUUACUAUCCAGUAUACAUAUGACAGGACGUGACACAUUGAAAGAAAGAAGUGCAAAACCUGUCAAGGUGGCAGAAAGUGAUAUUGAUGUGAAACUCAGUGUUUUCUGUGAGCAGGACAGAAUUCUGCAGGACUUGGAGGACAAAAUAAGAGCCCUUAAGGAAAAUAAAGAUCAGCUGGAGUCUGUUUUGGAGGUUCUACAUAGGCAGAUGGAUCAGUACAAAGACCAGCCACAGCAUGCAGAAAAAAUAUCUUACCAGCAGAGACUUUUGCAGGAGGACCUUAUACGUAUUCGGGCUGAAAUAUCCAAAGUUUCAACGGAGAUGGAAAAUGCCUGGAAUGAGUACCUGAAAUUAGAGAAGGAUGUGAGCCAGCUGAAAAAAGCCUUACAGGAGCAGAUGAACAGUUCAUUGGUAUCUCAGGAGAAAACACAAAUACAAAAAGACUUGUGGAGAAUUGAAGAUGUUACAGCUGGCUUGAGUGCAAAUAAAGCAAACUACAAAACCAUAGUAGACUCUAUAAAGAAUCCAGAGAGAAAAACAGUGCCUUCGUUUUCUCAGUCUUCAGUGCCUUCCUUACCAGCUUCCCUUGCUGCUGUGGAGAGCAAAGUUUCCGUCCUGCAGAGCCCUCCGCGCAGCCCGGUGAAAUCCCCGCUGGAGGUCAGGCUCUAUCCACAGCCCUAUUUCCAGACCAGGACACAGCACCAAGCACAGCAGCUGAAAAAAAUCGAGCCACCUCUUCAGUCACCGGUCAAGCUCAAGCCAAAGGUUGAAGAUGAAGCACCGCCCAGACCUCCUCUCCCUCAGCUGUACAGUCCUGAGGAUCAGCCACCAGCUGUCCCACCCCUCCCGAGAGAAGCCACUGUCAUCAGACACACCUCGGUGCGGGGCCUGAAGCGUCAGUCGGACGAGAGAAAGAGAGACAGAGAGCUCGGCCAGUACGUGAAUGGAGAUUACAGGGUGGAACUGCGUUCAUACGUGAGUGAACCAGAGCUGGCGAUGAUAGGGGGUGACCUCAGCCACCCUUCCAGUGCUUUAAUAAGCCCUGACAGUGGAUACCAGACAUUACCUACCCGUGGUUUGUCUGGAUCAACUUCCAGAUUGCACCAGUCAUCUACCAUUUCAUCGUUUGCAACACUUCGAAGGGAUAGGUCCAAGGAGAGACCAAAGAGUGCCUUGGAACGUUUAUACUCUGGAGACCACCAAAGAGGCAAGAUGAGUGCAGAGGAGCAGCUAGAAAGAAUGAAGAGACAUCAGAAGGCAUUAGUGCGGGAACGCAAGAGGACUCUUAGCCAAGGAGAAAGGCAGCCUGUUUCAUCUCGCUCUUUCAUCAGGCCCGUGUCUGCAGACGUAGGCUCAUGGAAACGAGAGCAAGAAUUUGAUUUGCAGUUACUCGAGAGGGCAAUUCGUGGAGAAGACAAGGAUGAAAAUGAAUGGUUAAAAGUUCAGCCAGUAGCAGUGACAGAGACAGACCUGGAGCCUCAAGACUAUGAUUUAGAUAUCAGCAGAGAGUUGUCAAAACCUGAGAAGGUUGUAAUUCCAGAACGUUAUGUUGAACUGGAGCCAGAGGAGCCUCUUUCUACAGAAGAACUGGCAGCAAGGCAGCGUAAAGCAGAAAAGAUAAAGAAUAUUCUUACUAAAUCAAGUAUGCACAAUCUGCAGCCUACUGUUGCCCAGGACAAACACAACUCGAUUGAUUUAGAUUCACAGCUGCAGGAGCAGGAGCGCAUCAUUACCAUUUCAUAUGCUCUGGCUUCUGAAGCCUCUCAGAGGAGCAAGGAGGUAGCAGCUCAGCAGUUGACCUAUCCACCCAAAGCACCCUCACCUUCUGUACCACAGCCACCUCACUCCCCCUUAAGCAAUGGAUUUCACUACACAUUUGUUUAAACACCUUCCAACCAAAGCAGUAAGUGAGCACUGACGUGAGACUGGAGGCAAAUCCCACUUUGUGACACCACGUGGAAGACCGAGGAGAUUCUUUUCCAGGUUUCUGUGGAGGUACUCGUUGGAUGGUGGCACCUUCUUCUGGAAAGACAUUCAGAGAAUGAUAGGGGGAUUUUCUAUGAAAAUGAAGAGAACUGCAGAUCAUUUUUUAUUCAGUUUAGUUCACACUUUUUAUACAAAUAAACGGCACUUUUAAUAAACUCUGUAAAAUACUGACAAUGUAUUUUUAGAACAAUGUAUUUUAGGGUUUUUUUUUAAUCAAGGGCUGAAUUCAUUUUAAAAUAUACUUCUUGCAUAGAUACUAAAAGAUGCUGUUACUUCCCUUUCAGGCUCAGAUGCACAUCGUAAAGUUUUGUGAAAAAAAAAAAAAAAAAAACAAAUUUGAGCAAGCCUAGAAGCACAUUCAUCGGGUAUGGAUAGAGCUAACACACGUGACAGGUUUGGUGAAAGGAUGUUUCAGAUUGAAUAUUUUUGUAGAGUUAAUCACCCACCUGUUUGCCCAUUAAAUAAUCCAUUGCAAGAACUGUUAGCUUGAAUUUCUAAAUAUUAGUAACCACUGUAUAGCUGAAAUUUCCCAAGAAAGCCAUAACAAAAGCCAGUUCUAACUUUCUCUCUUUUUUUUCCUUUGAUCCCAGAUUAUUAACUUGCUGGUAUCAAUCCACAGUUUGUUAGGUUGCCCUUGAAAGUAAUGCUGUCCCCUCUGUAACAAAAUUUUUUUUUGAAGUUGAGAUGUGAAAGAUGAUUAUUUUUAAUUAAAAUAUGUGAAGUAAGCAAUAAACACAAUGUGUCAUUUGGCUAAUAAAUACAUAUUUUUCUUCAGAUUUUUUUCAGUAGACUUUACAAUAUGAUGUACUGACUAGUAUUUAUCCUAGAAACAGCAAAACUAAAUGGAGUGUGGCACCUGCUAAUUUCCUGUGUAUGUUCACCUGGUGCUUAUUUUUGCCAGACUUUGAAAUUCUAUGCUGUACUACUGCAUAGGGCAAAGGGUGAGCUGGUUAAAAUAAGGAGAAAAUAAGAUAAAAUGUAUUGCUGCAACUAUACUUUAAAAGUCCCAGUGUAUGCAUUGAAUGCAAAACAUGCAAAAACUUCCCAAUGUUAUGUAAUUAGUAGCUGAGUUCAGCUCUGGAUGAGAAAUAUUUCUGCAGUAUUUUGUGAAACCACUAACUUGUUUAUUCCCUGUAUUCAAGUAGUAGCUAAAAACCCCUUGGAAUUGACCUUUGUGUUUCAGACUGUAAGACAAAUCAUCGUAUAUUAACACUAUACUCAGAAAUACUCUUAAAAGUAUAUAUUUAGCUAAUGCAAUCUAUUUUACCUCAAUACUGCCAGUAUCAAGUUCAAAACCUUUUGCCAAAAUAAUGAUUUAUUUUUGCCUUUAUAAAAAAGUUUUGAAAGCGCAUAAAUGAAUAUUUUGCAAGAAAACAUUAAUUUAAAUAAAAUGUAACCGUCUGGAAAAUGGUAUUAUGUACAGAUUAAAAUAUUAACAUAAAUGCUUCCUAUUGCCUCUG
This is a messenger RNA of Lonchura striata (white-rumped munia), 5971 nucleotides long. RefSeq names its product pleckstrin homology domain containing A7 (gene PLEKHA7). NCBI's taxonomy places the organism in Eukaryota, Metazoa, Chordata, Aves, Passeriformes, Estrildidae. Gene Ontology annotation, molecular function: protein binding. The record is from RefSeq and is a predicted model, not a curated record. Gene Ontology annotation, biological process: cell-cell adhesion mediated by cadherin; zonula adherens maintenance; epithelial cell-cell adhesion. Gene Ontology annotation, cellular component: zonula adherens; pore complex.